This is a messenger RNA of Myotis daubentonii (Daubenton's bat), 3513 nucleotides long. RefSeq names its product microtubule affinity regulating kinase 3 (gene MARK3). Gene Ontology annotation, molecular function: ATP binding; tau-protein kinase activity. Gene Ontology annotation, biological process: protein phosphorylation; intracellular signal transduction; microtubule cytoskeleton organization. The record is from RefSeq and is a predicted model, not a curated record. NCBI's taxonomy places the organism in Eukaryota, Metazoa, Chordata, Mammalia, Chiroptera, Vespertilionidae. Gene Ontology annotation, cellular component: plasma membrane; cytoplasm.
CGUGAGGCUCGGAGGUGCGGGGAGCGGCGGCAGCGCCGGCGGCCAGCAGGCGGAGGCUGAGGCGGAAAGCGAGCCGGAGCGAGACGAGCAGCUGGGCGCAGGCGCCGCCUCCACAGUCUCGUCCAUGGUCGGCGCCCGCAGACCGCGGCGGCCUGUCUCGCGCCCCACCUCCUGCACAUCCUCCUCCGCCUUCUCGGGGUCCGCCGGCGGCGCUGUGUGGAGGCCCCGGCGCUGAAACCCGCGGAGCGAGGGGCGGAGGAGGCGGCGAGGGGCUCCGGGCCCACGGGGUGCCCUCCGACGCGGGGACGCCAGCGCCCGCAGUCCGCUGCCGCCGGCCCGGCCCCGCCACCGCCGCCCGCGGGGCUCCUCGGCGCGGCCGCCGGGGCCGGGGAAGCAUGACCGCCGGGACCCUCCGGGGGACGGCCGGGACCCGGCCCGGGAUCUAGACGGCGUGGGGGAGGGGAGCCGCCCUCCCGCGGCGCCGCUCCAGGACGCCGUCGCCGGCCGGGCUGUGCUGUGUUUCCUCCUCGCGUGGUGCCGCAGUGAAGUGAGGGAAGAUGUCCACGAGGACCCCGUUGCCGACGGUGAAUGAGCGGGACACUGAGAACCACACGUCACAUGGAGAUGGUCGGCAAGAAGUGACCUCUCGCACCGGGCGCUCUGGAGCUCGGUGUAGAAACUCUAUAGCUUCCUGUGCAGACGAACAGCCUCACAUUGGAAACUACAGACUGUUGAAAACAAUCGGCAAAGGGAAUUUUGCAAAAGUGAAAUUGGCAAGACACAUCCUUACAGGCAGAGAGGUUGCAAUAAAAAUAAUUGACAAAACUCAGUUGAAUCCAACAAGUCUACAAAAGCUCUUCAGAGAAGUAAGAAUAAUGAAGAUUUUAAAUCAUCCAAACAUAGUGAAGUUAUUUGAAGUCAUCGAAACUGACAAAACACUCUACCUAAUCAUGGAGUAUGCAAGUGGAGAUAGUGUCUGCGGUCCAGUACUGCCACCAAAAGCGGAUCGUUCACAGAGACCUCAAGAAUUGUCACCGACUCACAUGUUCCUCUCCACACCCCCUCACUGCAUUCACAUCCCCUCUGGUAGCUGCAGUGGUUGCUUGUGUGUUGAAGACCCCAUUCCAUCCCUCGCCAGAGCUCCCCUCUCCACUACCAGCCACAAGAGGACACAGCCCUCGGGCCCUCGGGCUCAGCAAGCUCGCCGCCUAAAAGCUGAAAAUCUAUUGUUAGAUGCUGAUAUGAACAUUAAAAUAGCUGACUUUGGUUUUAGCAAUGAAUUUACUGUUGGCAGUAAACUGGAUACGUUUUGUGGGAGCCCUCCAUAUGCAGCCCCAGAGCUCUUCCAGGGCAAGAAAUACGACGGGCCGGAAGUGGACGUGUGGAGCCUCGGCGUCAUUCUGUACACGCUGGUCAGCGGGUCGCUCCCCUUCGACGGACAGAACCUGAAGGAACUGAGAGAGCGAGUAUUAAGAGGGAAGUACAGAAUCCCUUUCUACAUGUCUACAGACUGUGAAAACCUUCUCAAACGUUUCCUGGUGCUAAAUCCAGUAAAACGGGGCACUCUGGAGCAAAUCAUGAAGGACAGAUGGAUCAACGCAGGGCACGAGGAGGACGAACUGAAACCAUUUGUUGAACCAGAACUCGACAUCUCAGACCAGAAAAGAAUAGAUAUUAUGGUGGGAAUGGGAUAUUCACAAGAAGAAAUUCAAGAAUCUCUUAGUAAAAUGAAAUAUGAUGAAAUCACAGCUACAUAUUUGUUGUUGGGGAGAAAAUCUUCUGAGCUCGAUGCUAGUGACUCCAGUUCUAGCAGCAAUCUCUCACUUGCUAAGGUUCGGCCGAGCAGUGACCUCAACAACAGCACCGGCCAGUCUCCUCACCACAAAGUGCAACGAAGUGUUUCCUCAAGCCAGAAGCAGAGGCGGUACAGUGACCAUGCUGGACCAGCCAUCCCUUCCGUUGUGGCAUAUCCAAAAAGGAGUCAGACCAGCACUGCAGAUGGUGACCUCAAAGCAGAUGGCGCUCCUUCCAGGAGGGCAGGCAGCGGUGCAGGCGGAGGCAAGGGAAUGGCUCCAGCCAGUCCCAUGCUUGGGAAUGCGAGCAAUCCCAACAAGGCGGACAUUCCUGAACGCAAGACAAGCUCCACUGUCCCCAAUAGUAAUACAGCAUCUGGCGGAAUGACACGGCGAAAUACUUACGUUUGCAGUGAAAGAACUACAGCUGACAGACAUUCAGUAAUUCAGAAUGGCAAAGAAAGCAGCACCGUUCCUGACCAGAGAGCCCCAGGUGCUUCCACACACAGCAUCAGCAGCGCGGCCACCCCGGAUCGCGUCCGCUUCCCCAGGGGCACUGCCAGUCGCAGCACGUUCCACGGCCAGCCCCGCGAGCGGCGGACUGCCACCUAUAACGGCCCACCCGCCUCGCCCAGCCUGUCCCACGAAGCCACGCCAUUGUCACAGGCUCGAAGCCGAGGCUCCGCUAAUCUUUUCAGUAAAUUAACCUCAAAACUCACAAGGAGAAACAUGUCAUUCAGGUUUAUCAAAAGGCUUCCGACCGAAUAUGAGAGGAACGGGAGAUAUGAGGGCUCCAGUCGCAACGUCUCUGCUGAGCAAAAGGAUGAAAACAAAGAAGCAAAACCUCGCUCCCUGCGCUUCACCUGGAGCAUGAAAACCACUAGUUCCAUGGACCCCAGCGACAUGAUGCGGGAGAUCCGCAAAGUGCUGGACGCCAACAACUGCGACUACGAGCAGAGAGAGCGCUUCCUCCUCUUCUGUGUCCACGGCGACGGGCACGCGGAGAGCCUCGUGCAGUGGGAGAUGGAGGUGUGCAAGCUGCCAAGACUGUCUCUGAACGGGGUGCGGUUCAAGCGGAUAUCAGGGACGUCCAUCGCUUUCAAAAACAUUGCUUCCAAGAUUGCCAAUGAGCUAAAGCUGUAACCGGGAACGAUGGUGUAAUAGAGCAGCGGCCUGAAGUUCCUGGGCGCUGGUGGAAAUGUAUAGAAUAAUAUUUAGGCAAUAACGUCUGCAUCUUCUAAAUCAUGGUAUUAAACUAUAAGGACGAGAGCACGCCUGGGAGCGAAAGCUGGCCUCUUUUCUACGAAUGCACUACAUUAAAGCUGUGUGACACGUGUGCCCUCUGUCUUCUUUCCAUUGCCCUGAGGGUCAGCGUGUGACCUCCAUCUCCACGUGCCUCCUGUGGGUGCGAGUGGGCCGCGCGUGCGGGUGGUGCACACGGAGCAUCUCCCUGCCUGGCCGCCCGUCCCAGCAGCUCUGUGGGAGGUCAUUGGUGCUACAGCUGUUACACUUGCCAAGGAGGAAAUACUGAACUACUACGAAUUAACCUUAAGACUAGUUGGUAAUUAGUACAGGUUUACAGUUCAUGCCUGUGGUUUUGUGUUUGUUGUUCGUGUGUUUUUUAGUGCAAAAGGUUUAAAUUUAUAGUUGUGAACUUUGCUUGUGUGUUUUUCUAAGUAGAUUCACAAGAUAAUUAAACAUUCACUUUUUCUCAGUAAAA